UAGACCAUCAUCUGCUGCCAGCAUGUCUCCACGAGGAGGGAGGGGUGCAGCAGCUGGCAGAUCGCCUGCUACUGGGAGAUUCAAAAACAAGGCCCUUCAGCUCAGCCUCUCCAAGAAAUUCUGCUCAAAGUCACAGUCCCCCAAAGGGAAGGGCUCUGCUGAAGAGGACGCUCGUCGGCGCAGUAAAAGGAGCCUCAGCAACAGCUCAAUGGUGGCCGCUGCCUACAUCUCCUACCUCAAUAAACUCUUUGGCCAGGAGAGAGAGCUGAUGCCCGAGGAGUUAGAUGAGCUGCAGGUGGCCUUUAAGGAAUUUGACUACGAUGCGGAUGGCUUCAUCCAUUAUAAAGACAUCGCAGACUGCAUGAGGACCAUGGGCUACAUGCCUACAGAGAUGGAGCUCAUCGAGAUCAUCCAGCAAAUCAAAAUGAAAUGGGGUGGUCACGUAGACUUUGAUGAUUUCUGUGAGCUAAUGGGGCCAAGGAUGCUGGCUGAGACGGCUCAUAUGGUUGGGCUGAAGGAACUUCGCUGUGCCUUCAAACAGUUUGACUGUGAUGGCGAUGGAAAGAUCACGUUUGAUGAGCUGAAGGAGGGCAUGAAGACCCUCCUGGGGGAGAAGCUGAAGAAAGGCGAGCUGGAGGAGAUCCUCGGCGACAUUGACCUCAACAAAGAUGGCAACAUUGACUUUGAUGAGUUUGUUAUGAUGCUCUCUGCACGAUGACCUCUGAUGGAAGAAGAUGGAGCAAACAACACUGGAUUCAUGAGCUGUGUACCAACUCGUGAUGACUGUCUCCUUCCUGCUACUGUAAUGCUUUUCCUGUUGCAUUGUGUAUUUGAAAUCUCUGACUGUAAAAAUUACACAUAAUGUAGUUGAAGAAGAAAUCUGUUUAUAUUUUCAUAA
Messenger RNA from Seriola dumerili (greater amberjack), 898 nucleotides. RefSeq names its product calcium-binding protein 2-like (gene cabp4). The transcript has 8 exons. The record is from RefSeq and is a predicted model, not a curated record. Bases 23 to 718 code for a protein of 231 amino acids. NCBI's taxonomy places the organism in Eukaryota, Metazoa, Chordata, Actinopteri, Carangiformes, Carangidae. Gene Ontology annotation, molecular function: calcium ion binding.